Messenger RNA from Pestalotiopsis fici W106-1, 1311 nucleotides. RefSeq lists its product as uncharacterized. The record is from RefSeq and is a predicted model, not a curated record. Gene Ontology annotation, biological process: secondary metabolite biosynthetic process. Lineage: Eukaryota; Fungi; Ascomycota; Sordariomycetes; Amphisphaeriales; Sporocadaceae. Gene Ontology annotation, molecular function: FAD binding. The coding region runs from base 1 to 1311 and encodes 436 amino acids. The transcript has 2 exons.
AUGAGCAUCUCCAACAAACGAAUCGCCGUCGUGGGCGGCGGCCUCUGCGGCAUGGCCCUCAUGAACUCGGCCUUGCAAGCCGGCCUACCCAACAUUCACCUCUAUGAAGCCGCAUCACAGUUCACCGAGGUUGGCGCUGGUGUCAACAUUACCCGCAAUGCGAAUCGCAUCCUCGACGCCUUUGGUAUCGGGCCCGACAUGCUCCUCAAGUCAUCCCGCGACCCGCCAUGCUACAUGGAAUACCACCAUUACCGGACCGGAGAAUACCUCGGCCACAUUGAUGAGUUUGGAGAGCCGGCAUCGCGUCAGAUUCAUCGUGCGCACAUGAUUGAAGCCCUCCAAAAGAAUGUUCCCGACUCGAACAUUUCUCUAGGAAAGCGCCUGUCAGGAAUCUCGUGGAGUACCAACAAGGCUUGCUACGAGCUUUCUUUCCAAGAUGGGACUGUAGCCGAAGCCGACAUCAUCAUUGGGUGUGACGGUAUCAAAAGUGUUGUCCGCCAGCACCUCGGUCUCACGGAUCAUCCCGUCUUCUCUGGGCAAAUGGUUUACCGUGGCUAUGUGAGCUACGAUGACCUGACUCCAGACACUGCCAAGUUACUGAGAAAGACGGUCACCUUUAGAGGUCAUGGAAAACACGUGCUGACGCUGCCGAUUGGCAAUGAUGAGACCAAGACUGCCCGAGUCGGCAUUAUUGGCUUCAUGACGGAGCCUCUGGAAAGAUGGACCUCGGAGGCCUGGUUGUCUACGGCUCCGAUUGACGACUUGUAUGAACAUGUCAAGGAUUGGACUGGGCCGGUACAAGAGAUAAUAGAUGGAUUGAGAAAGAGUUCCUCGGAUGACAAGAUGCUCAAGCAGGCUCUCUAUGUCCGAGAACCAACACCCAAAUGGUUCAGCAUACAAGAGGACCAUCCCGAGUCUGGCAUUAUUCUGAUUGGAGAUUCUGCACACUCUACACUUCCACAUCAAGGCCAAGGAGCAUGCCAAGCCAUUGAAUCGGGGUUCGCCCUAGCCCAGACUCUCAAGAACUGGGAGGGGAAUUCUCUGGAAGCUGCGUUUCAAUUCUUUCAAGAUUUCCGCAAGCCGCGGACAGAUCGCAUCACACGGACGAGCGCAGAGACGGGAAAGAUGGCUAGUGCAGACAUUCCCGAGGAGCAAUGGGCGGCGUCGUUUAGUCCAGAUGUGGUGAGUGAGAGAAUGAAGUGGGUGAUGGAAUAUGACCUUCUCAGUGAUCUCGCCUCGAAACUACCCAUGUUUGCCCAAUCUGUAUCUAAAUCCGAGGAACGGAAGGGUGCGACGGUGGUACAGGUUUGA